Molecule: messenger RNA, 1500 nt
Organism: Hypoxylon trugodes
Lineage: Eukaryota; Fungi; Ascomycota; Sordariomycetes; Xylariales; Hypoxylaceae
Exons: 1
Coding region: 1-1500 (499 amino acids)
Source: RefSeq, a predicted model, not a curated record
AUGGCUUCCAUCCAAAGUAUGUCUGGGUUUGGUGCGCAUGGCUCGGCCAAUAAAAUAAGCAAGUCGAGAGCUAAAACGGCGGUCAAGCCCAUUUUGAAGAAACUAUCUUCGUCACAAUCAGAAAAAACUUCAUUAGAUCUGGAUAGGGCAUGGUCGGACCAAGAUGCGCCACAUCGAAGUCACGAGAGUCGGACGGGAGGAGUGGUAGUGAUAGGAGGAGCGGGAAUAGGAGGUGGAAGUAGUGGAAGCGGAGGUGGAUUCUACGAACAGUCGAGUAAGGACACGAGCCUCACAUUUAACGAUACGGUGGAAACUCGCCGAUACAAUCACUCAAGAUCAAUAAGUGGCACUAGUCACAUCUCUGUCGCGACAUCGAGCAGCUCAGGACCGCGUCACCAGGUCGGAACACCGUUUGUGCAUCCUUUCCAACAAAUUCCUCGAACGGCGACCCCACCAUUGUCAUAUGCGAAUUCGCAAACAUCCUUUUUCGAUAUCACCGAAGACGAGGAUAACGACACGGACAACAAUCCUAAUAACAACAGUAGCAGUAGUCGGAAUAGCCUUCACAAUCACCCUACGAGCCCCCAUUCACUUUCGCAACCAUCUUUGGGCUUGCGACGCCCAUCCAUAACCACCAGCCAACGUACUUCAUCAUUUUCCGAUGUACACAAUGCGUAUCCUUCUUCGCCUCACCCUCCACACCAACCGCCCUCCCUCCGAAUCAAUACUUCACGCAUCGCAUCCACUACUCCAGCACAAUCUUCGCGCCUGGCCAACGUUUCGAGUCGAUCAGAUAUACACCUUGAUUGCAUGUUAGAGUCGCCUAGCUCGGUAACAAACGCCGCAUCUAAUCUUGUUGGUUCCCCGGCGAGCUCUACGGCCCCUAUGUCCCCUUUGCGCUCUUCGUUCGACGCCGCCGGUUUCCCACGCUUGCGCGCCAAGUCCGAUCUCGACACCGCAACUCGUGCAGAACAUCUUCGAGAGGCUCGCCGUAAGUUCGAGCUAAGGGAAAAAGCGAAAGAAGAGAAGUAUGCGCGAGAGGAGAUCAAGCGUAGGGAACGAGCUGAUAACAAGCGCGCCCACGAAUUAGAGAAGCAUGCGGCCGCAUUACACAAGGAGCAUAUGGCGGCAGUGGCUCGUCAAGAAGCAGCUGAGCUAGAAGAAGCGAUCGCUCGUGGAAAGCACAAUAGGAAAUUCAGCGCGGCGAGCAGCGGGCGACCGAGUUUAGCGAUUUCUCGUACUAGCAUGUCACGACCUGGUACAUCAAGGAAGAAUGCGCCUAGCCCUCUAGGGGAAGCUGAGAGAUUCGCUAGUAGUAACUACGAUAGUCUUGACGCGAGAAGCCCCCCAUCUUUCGGUAACGAGGCCGGUGGUGCGCAAAGCGUUGUUUUUCAAUCUUCAAAGAGAAAAAACAAGGCUAAAAAGAAGACUCAGAGUACUUGGACUAUGUUCAUAUUGUGGUUACGAACUAAGUUGCUUCGAGCUAGCAAAGGUCGUUAA